Molecule: messenger RNA, 1380 nt
Organism: Papilio machaon (common yellow swallowtail)
Lineage: Eukaryota; Metazoa; Arthropoda; Insecta; Lepidoptera; Papilionidae
Product: carboxypeptidase B
Exons: 6
Coding region: 63-1334 (423 amino acids)
Biological process (GO): proteolysis
Molecular function (GO): zinc ion binding; metallocarboxypeptidase activity
Source: RefSeq, a predicted model, not a curated record
AGUACUUAUCAGAAGGAAUUAAAAGUAAAUACGGUAGCAGAUUAGGGUCAGUGCUAAGUGGGAUGGCGCGAUCGGUGCUGUGUGUAAUACUUUUGGCCGUGGCUUUUGCCCAGGCUAAACAUGAAAAAUAUGAAGGUCAUCAGUUGUACCGUGUUGCGGGACCGAGGCAUGAAAUCGGUGCACUAGAAGCUCACCUGGACAUCAUAUCCGCGACACCCGCCGUUCGCUCCGCCUCCGGCAACCUGGAAGCUUUAGUCAGACUGGCGCCGGAGGAAAAACAGAAAUGGCUGCAAUAUUUCGAUACCAAACAAAUGACUUACACUAAAGUUAUUGAUAAUCUGGCCGAUAUUCUUCGCGACGAAGAAGCGAUAAUCAAACAAAGGAAAUAUGCUGCAAAACGAAGUGGCAAAUCGAUCAGUUGGGACUCAUAUUACAACUCGGAAGAGAUUAACGACUACAUCGACCAAUUAGGCGAGGAGUUUCCUGACAAAGUGACGGUUGUAAACGCGGCUCUUAGUUACGAAGGUCGUCAGAUUAAAUACGUGAGGAUCUCGACGUCUCGAUUCGAGGAUCUGAGGAAGCCUGUGAUCAUCAUUGACGCUGGUGUGCACGCCCGCGAGUGGGUGACAGCGCCUGUAGCUUUGUACAUCAUUCAUCAACUAGUCGUUGAUGUGGUUGACAACAACUUGACAGAGAGGCUCGACUGGGUGAUCAUACCAAUGGCAAACCCUGACGGAUAUGAAUACUCUAUUACCACGGAUCGUAUGUGGCGUAAAACUCGUUCUAAAGCGCACGAAGGCAGCGAUGAAUGUCCCGGUGUGGACGGUAACCGCAACUUCGACCAUUACUUCGGCACCAGCGCUGCCAGCGCCGACCCUUGCGCCAUCAUCUACGAGGGACCAGCACCGUUCUCCGAACCCGAAAUCCGCGUCAUCAGAGAUGUGGUCUUACAGAAUCUAGACCGCGCAGUUAUGUACAUUUCCCUACACAGCUUUGGAAACAUGUUCUUGUACGCUUGGGGUAACAAUGGAACCCUGCCAUCAAAUGGUUUGAGUCUCCACGUGGCUGGUGUCCGUAUGGCAACUGCUAUCGACGAGAUGGCACUCGACAAAGCUGACCGGUACGUGGUCGGUAAUGCUGCUAACGUCUUAUACUACACCACUGGAACAUCAAGAGACUGGACUCGUGCUGUCGGAAUCCCACUUACUUACACUUUAGAGCUCCCCGGCUAUGAAUACGGCUUCCUUGUCCCACCGACAUACGUCGAACAAAUUGUUACCGAAACAUGGGACGGAAUCAGCGCAGGCGCACACUAUGUACUAUCUCUACAGUGAUUUUGUUGAUUUGUAGAAUUUAUUUAAAAUAAAUUUUUCAAUCAUC